CAAUAGUUUGGCGAUAGACUUCGGGUGUUCCUGUGUUGGAUUUUGCGAGACUUCACCGAUCGACCUGUGUGGUUGGAUGAAGUGAGACGUCGUCGCCAGGAUGAAACCGUUGCUCCAUCAGUGCUGUGCUGUGAUAUUAGUCCUACUAACGCUGGGAUGUGAUCCAACUCGAUCGUACAAAAUUUUAGGCCUGUUCCCGCACCCGGGCGCCAGCCAUUUCCAAUUCUUCGAGCCGGUUCUCAAAGGAUUGGCGGCGGCCGGGCACGAGGUAACGGUCGUGAGCCACUUCCCGAACGCCAACCCACCGCCCAACUAUACGGACAUCCCACUGGAGGGCAUGAAGUCGCUAUCGAACUCGGUUAGCUUUGAGCUCUUCGAGUACCGGCCGGCCUUUUCGCACUUUAUGGAAUUCUUCAUGCUGUACGACUGGGGCAAGCAAGCCUGUGAUAAUGCACUGAACUCGGCCGCCAUCAAGCAGGUGCUGGAAUCCAAAGUCCAAUACGAUCUGGUACUGGUGGAACAGUUCAACAACGAUUGUAUGCUCGGUGUGGUCCAUAUGCUGAAUGCCCCCUUCAUCGGGUUGAGCAGUUGUCCGUUGAUGCCGUGGCAUUACGAUCGGGUCGGUAACCCGAUCAAUCCAUCCUACAUCCCGUCGCUGUUCAUGGGCUACUCGGAGAAGAUGACCUUCUCCCAGCGAACGGCCAACUUCAUCACGGCCUAUGCCUUCAAGUUCAUGUACAGUUGGUUCAACGACAAUGCCGCUAAUGCCAUGCUGAGACAACGCUUCGGAGACAGCAUGCCGGAUAUUAAGGACCUGCAGAAGCGAACCAGUAUGAUGUUCGUCAAUCAGCACUACUCGUUGAGCGGACCCAAACCUCUGACGCCGGCUGUGGCCGAAAUUGGAGGAGUUCACAUUCAGGAUUUCAAAGAACUUGACCCCGAACUGAAGCAGCUACUCGAUACAGCCGAUCAUGGUGUGAUCUACAUCAGCUGGGGUUCCAUGAUUCGGGCGGAAACGCUUCCGGAUGACAAACGAAAUGCACUCCUCAGUGCACUGGGCUCGCUCAAGCAACGAGUCAUCUGGAAGUGGGAGAACGAAACCCUACCGAAUCAGCCGUCCAACGUGUACAUAAGGAAGUGGCUGCCACAGAAGGAAAUUCUAUGUCAUCCAAAGGUUCGUGUCUUCAUGAGCCACGGUGGACUGCUAGGAAGUUCCGAAACUGCCUACUGUGGCGUUCCGGUGGUCGCCACUCCCAUGUAUGGAGAUCAGUACAAUAACGCUGCCGCCCUGGCACACCGAGGAAUGGGCGUCGUUCUGCCGUACGAACAAAUCACCCGCGAUACGGUGUUCGAAUCGCUGAAGAAGGCCCUCGAGCCGGCUACGAUGGAGAAUGCCAAGCAGGUUUCAUUCUCCUACCGUAACCGACCGAUGAGCCCGGUCCAGACGGCGGUCUGGUGGUGCGAGCACGUGGUAGCCACCGGAGGCCUUCCGCUGGCCAAAUCCUACUCAACCGAACUGCCGUGGUACGUGUACCAUAUGCUGGAUGUGAACUUUGCUUUGCACGCGUUCAACUUUGUGUACCACCUGUGCUGGUUCUGGUUGAUCAAGCGUAUUUGUUGUCGGGGUGUUUCCGCUUUCAGUGAGCCGAAAGUCAAAACCAACUAGGGUAAAAACCCUUGUUCGAAUAUAUCGAAACGUUGUAGACUGUAAUAUUAGUGUUAAGAUAGCUGUCAAAUGUACCUCUAAUGCACAUGUUCAUUAAGAAAGAUUAAGCAGAAUAUUUUUUUUUACCGUGUAAGUUUUCGGAUUCAAUAAAACAACGUUUCGUAUUGUAGUCAACUAUCACCGGUGUUAUAAAAAAAUUUAUUAAAAAAAAUAUCUGUAGCUAGUGUACAAAAAUCACCACAUUUUAAAAAUGCCACGACGGAACCAAAAUAAAUGGAAAAAUACAUGUUGCAUUUCAUCAUCUUUUAAUUUUUUACUGAUAUACUAACAACCAAAACUAGUUUACAGUUUUGCCCGGAGUUCCUCGAUGCGGGAAUUUGCACGCUUCUGCAGAUCCACCAACUUCAUGGCCAGGCCCAU
Molecule: messenger RNA, 2086 nt
Organism: Ochlerotatus camptorhynchus
Lineage: Eukaryota; Metazoa; Arthropoda; Insecta; Diptera; Culicidae
Product: UDP-glycosyltransferase UGT5-like
Exons: 5
Coding region: 101-1666 (521 amino acids)
Molecular function (GO): UDP-glycosyltransferase activity
Source: RefSeq, a predicted model, not a curated record